Molecule: messenger RNA, 570 nt
Organism: Harpegnathos saltator (Jerdon's jumping ant)
Lineage: Eukaryota; Metazoa; Arthropoda; Insecta; Hymenoptera; Formicidae
Exons: 3
Coding region: 1-570 (189 amino acids)
Source: RefSeq, a predicted model, not a curated record
AUGUGUAGACAAAGAGUAGUUUAUUACACCAUAGUGGUCCUAUUAUUAAAAAUAACCUAUUCCUAUGUUUUGGCUGAACAAAAUCACUUAAUUCCAGAACAAUGGGCAUUAGAAGGCAUGCCCUUUUUAUCAAUUAUUUUUGCAACGUCGGAAUAUUUGCCGGCUGGGCCGGAAGACACACGGAGAUUUUUGCAUGACCUACUUAAAGGUUCUCUAUGGGCUACGCAAAUGUUCGAUUCUUCUACAAAAUAUCCGGAUGGUAUAUUCUACGGACAUACAAGACAUCUAGGAAAUUUUGAUGAGUGUUAUAACAUACAAGUUAAUAUCACAGAAGAGGGUACCGAUGUUCAUGAAAUUAAUGGAAAAUAUUGCUUAAUCGAUAUUAUAUAUAAGAAGAAGCAAACUACAUCAGUCCAACAAAAAUCAUCAGAAACACAAUAUAUGAACAAUUCCUUAGACAUAACCAAUUCUUUUUGGAAAGUAUUAGAGCAAUUGGAAGGUCACCCAUAUCGUAUACGCAGAAAUCGUAUACAAUUGGCUUUGUGUGUACCUGCAGUGCGGAAAAUAUAG